AUGACACAAAACCGCCAUCAGCCGUAUAAAAGUACGGGCAAUCUUACCCUGAGGCAUCAGUCCUCUGACGAUCCUCUCACAAAUCAAACAUGGCUGGAAAGCUCAUCGUAUUCUUAAGCUUGGCGGUUUUCGCUAAGGGGGCGGUGGUACCCGCGGCGCCGUUGGUGUUACCCGCGAAACUCGAAGAGCUGGACGCGGCGCCGCAGUAUAGUUUCGCGUACGACGUGCAGGACGCGGUGACAGGCGACUCGAAGGCGCAGUACGAGACCAGGAACGGGGACAUCGUUCAGGGUAGUUACAGUCUGAUCGAAGCUGACGGCACCCGCCGCAUCGUCGAGUACACUGCCGACCCGAUCAACGGGUUUAACGCGGUAGUCAGCCGUGAACCGGCAACCGCUCUGGCAGCCAUCGCCGCGCCGGUAGUACCAUAUGCACCUGCAAUAGCGCCGGCCGCAGUGUCACCUGUUUUACCGGCCGCGGCUGCUCCAGCGCCUGCCAUACCCUCUAGCGGACCGGACUCUGACGUCGAGGUGGUGGAAGCUAGGUCUGGACCUCUGCGCUCCGCUCCCAUCCGGGAGCAGCAGCUCAGACAACAGCAGGAGCAGCAACUGCAGCAGCUGAAGGAUAUCGAGAGGCAACAGCAAGAGCAGCAGCAGCAACAACUGCGCCAGCUUCAGCAGCUCCAGCAACAAUCCAGGCUGCACUUCCAGCAGGCGCAACAGCAGCAAGCCCAGCAACAAGCUCAACAACGCCAAAGGCCUGAACAGCGACUUGAAACGGAGGAACGACCACAGAGAACCCAACAGGCCCAGGAAGCGCCCGUCAGGGCUGUAGCUGCCCCCCUGCAGAUCCCGGUUAGGUCUCAACGAGUGAUCACUCUCUCCGAGGCUAAAGGAUUACCCGUUGCCUACUACUCCACCUACUCGUCCCCGGUGGCGUUCGCAGCGCCCCUCGCCUUCUCGGCCGCUGCCGCCGCGCUCCCUUGAAGUACUUUUUAAUUACUAUUAUCGUUACCACUCGCCCACCCAAUCGAUGUUACUGAAGUUUUAAUAAAUCUGUGUUUACGACGAA
Messenger RNA from Megalopta genalis, 1071 nucleotides. RefSeq names its product cuticular protein 3 (gene CPR3). The record is from RefSeq and is a predicted model, not a curated record. Gene Ontology annotation, cellular component: extracellular matrix. Lineage: Eukaryota; Metazoa; Arthropoda; Insecta; Hymenoptera; Halictidae.